AUGAACACCCACAGCAUGCAGAAUUUCUCCACUCAGGUGGAGAGUGCCUUGUAUUUACUUAUCAACAUGCAUCUGCAUGUCUCCCAGACCUACAUCUCUCUGGGCUUCUACUUUGUAGGUAACCGUGGGGCCCAGGAGGAUGUGGACCACUUCUUCCACGAGUUGGCUGAGAAGAAGUACGACAGUGCCCAUCGUCUCCUGUUGCGAAGCCAGAGUGGAAUGCGAUCCCUCUGCCAGGCUGGGCAGAGAGUGCCCCAAGCUGAGUGGUGUAACAGUCAGCAAGCCAUGGAAACUGCCCUAGUCCUGGAGAAGAACCUGAACCAGACCCUUUUGGAACUGCACGCCCUGGGUUGGGCCAACACAGAUUGCCAUCUCUGCGAUUUUCUGGUGAACCACUUCUUAGAGGAGGAGGUGAAGAUCAUCCAGAAGAUGGAAUAUCACCUGACCAAUUUCCGCUGCCUGACCAGCCCCGAGGCUGUCCUGAGUGAGUCUCUCAGUAAACUCACCCUCAAGAGCAAAUAGAAGCUUCCAGAGCCCAGCCUCGGUAGAAGAGCUUUUUUGUGUUUUCCCGACAUCGGCAUUUCUACUUGAGCCUCUCCUUCGCGGCUUCUCACCACCCAGAAGCACCUA
Molecule: messenger RNA, 630 nt
Organism: Fukomys damarensis (Damara mole-rat)
Lineage: Eukaryota; Metazoa; Chordata; Mammalia; Rodentia; Bathyergidae
Product: ferritin light chain-like
Exons: 1
Coding region: 1-522 (173 amino acids)
Biological process (GO): iron ion transport; intracellular iron ion homeostasis
Cellular component (GO): cytoplasm
Molecular function (GO): ferric iron binding; ferrous iron binding
Source: RefSeq, a predicted model, not a curated record